GCAUUCAGUUUCUGGGUGGCAACAAUAAUUAAGUGUACAAGGUUGAUCAUGUUAAUGGCAGGUUUGAAGUUUGUGCAGUAAAAUGAACAAAACAAAAAAGGUUAUAUCAUUCGGAAAAAUUGGACAUACAUUGAGUACAGUGCAAGCGGCAGUAGACGUAAAUAGUGUUAGAACUGAUCAACAGUCUGUGGGCUUUGGAAAAUUUGGUAAUAUAUCAAAAACCAAUGUUCAGCAGAAUGACAGCUGUGAAGAAAUUGAUGCAAUACCCGAAACAGAUCCAGAAAAUCAACAGAUGCGUGAAAUUAUGGGGUUCGGAGGGUUUGGAAAAAAGUGUAAACAAUUCAAUAUUGAAGAAAUGCUUGAACAAGUUACAAGAACGGCAAAAGAAAGGAGCAGAGCGAACAUUGAUUCUGCAGUAGAAAAACUUGGCCCUCUUUCUGUCAGUGAACCAAAAAACGAAAAACAAUUGUGUAAACAGAGUGAAGAUGACAGCAAUGAUGAUUUUAUUGGCCCUCCUGUACCAGCACAGCUGGUGCAUAGUGCAACUGAUAAUAUAAUUACGGGUAAGGAUAAAGAAGAUGAGUUUGGUGUCAGCAGUGAAAAUAGUGGUGAGGAAGAUGAUAACGAAAAUGAGGAGAAUUGGCGGGAUAAAAUUCCAGCCAGUCACGAAGUGUCGAUGCUUCAUGGCACAAAGGCAGUAGUAGCAGUAGCAGCUGAUCCUGCAGGAGCUCGAUUGGCAACGGGAUCCGUUGACUAUGACAUUCGAUUUUGGGACUUUGCUGGUAUGGAUGCUACAAUGCAAAGCUUCCGCACACUUCAGCCUUGUGAAAACCAUCCAAUAAAGAGUUUGCAGUAUUCUGUGACAGGAGAUGUGAUACUUGUGAUAUCUGGGAUGUCUCAGGCCAAAGUUCUUGAUCGAGAUGGGUUUGAAGUUGCAGAAUGUGUCAAGGGAGACCAAUAUAUUGCUGAUAUGGCAAGAACCAAAGGUCACACAGCACCAUUGAACAGUGGAUGUUGGCAUCCUCGUGUCAGGGAAGAAUUUCUGACCUGUGCAGCAGAUAGUACAUGUCGGUUGUGGGAUGUAGAGAAACCUCAACAUCACAAAGCCAUCAUUAAGACACGUGCACAGAAUGGACUCAAAACAGUUCCUACUGCAUGUGCAUAUAGCCGAGAUGGAAAUCUCAUAGCUUGUGCAUGCAUGGAUGGAUCUUUGCAGAUGUGGGAUCACCGAAAACUUUUUGUAAACACAGCAAUGCUGCUGCGAGAUGCUCACCAGUCAGGCACAGAGACAUCAUGUCUUGCAUUCUCUUACCUUGGCAGUCUACUUGCAACAAGAGGGUGUGAUGACACCCUGAAAAUUUGGGACCUGAGGGCAUUCAAGAAACCUCUACAUGUUGUUGAGGAUCUCUUUUCUCGUUAUUCCACUACUGACUGCUCAUUUAGCCCUGAUGAUGCUAUGAUACUGACAGGAGAGUCUGUUAGAAGGGGACAGAACUCUGGCAGGUUGCACUUCUAUGAUUCAAAAAUAUUUGAUAAAGUCACCGAGGUGGAUGUCACAGAUUCUCAUGUCAUCAAGGCUGUUUGGCAUCCAAAGUUGAACCAGAUUUUUGUUGGAUGUGGGAAUGGAACUGUCAAAGUUUACUAUGAUAACAACUGUAGCAUGCGUGGUGCGAAGCUCUGUGUGGUGAAGACUCGGAGGAAGGUGAAGCAAGUGGAGGUGGUGGCAGCACAGCAGAUCCUUACACCACAUGCUUUGCCAAUGUUUCGGCAGGAGAAACCCAAAUCAAUUAGGAAGCAGAUGGAGCGGGACAGACAGGAUCCUGUGAAGUCCCGCAGACCAGACCUUCCCAUUUCAUCUGGUCAGGGUGGGCGAGUGGCAACGUCUGGUGGAACUCUAAGUUCUUAUGUUAUACGUAAUUUGGGUCUCAGCAAGAGGGUGGAAGAUGACCAGGACCCUAGGGAAGCUAUCCUGCGGUAUGCAAAAGAAGCAGCAGAAAAUCCAUACUGGGUUUCCCCUGCAUACUCCAAGACACAGCCAACACCAAUAUUUCAGAAGUCUGGAGAAGAAGAUGAGGAGGAAGAUCAAGCACCUUCAGCAAAGAAGGUGAAAUUGUAAAAAUUUAUUACCACUGCAGCUAUGGAAGAGAAAAUAAAUAGGAUGCUGUAUAUUUCUGAAUUAUUCACCAACAUAUAUAUAUAUAUAUAUACACAGAAUAACCAGGGUAAAUAAAAUAAUUGUACUAGCAUACAGCACUUAACAGUGGUAUUAGCUAGUAGUGCAAUGAAACUGGUGGAGAUUUUAUUUGGUUCAACCAUAGAAGUCGUUUAUUCUACAAUGAAACUGUAUUCAGUUUUUCUAAGAGGUGUUUUCUGAAAGAAAAGCAUUUACAUUGUGAUUAAAUUUGUCGAUUAUAUGCUUUCCUUAUUUCUAGUCUUAUCACAAUUAAAACUGAAAUGGGCAAUAAUUUCCUAUCAUGAACAUCCAUUCCAAAACAUUUGGUUCCUAACAUAAGCAAAAGGAAAACAGUACUUAAAAGUCAGCAGUAGCAUCAGUUUCAACCGCUUCAUCUUUUGCAGACAGGAGUGAAGUAAUAUAGGGACAUUAAAUAUUGUAUUUGAGUGUCCUGUUCUGUCCUUCUAAAUCACUAUAUAUUACUGUUAUAUCCUUAUAUACAGUAUCUACAUUUCUCUGUUGUUUUUAAAUGAUUUGCUCCAAACUGUUCAAGAAGCUAAGGUGAUGUUAUUUGCAAUGACACAAAUAUAUAAUUAUGAAUUAUGUUUUUAGUUCAGCUGCCAGGCAAAUGAAAGAAAGCAGGAGCUCCUGCUGCUAAUAACCUUUGAAUGUUAAACAGCCCUGCUAGUGCUAGUGAGAUGAGCGUGGGAAGCAUUCCCAUUUUCCAGUAAUUCAUGUUGGGAAACUAGUAUGCCAGUAAUCAUGAUUUCUACAGCAUGUCUGGUAACAUUUGUUUUUAUCAGAAUGCCAGGAGCAGAUACAUUAUAAAAACAGUGCCUGUGCCAAUUACCACAAAGUCAUGUGGAUUACUGAGAUCUGGCUGAAUAACAGUCUGUUUCCCAGUUUCUUGGGCAGAAAAAACUGCUCCAAUGUAGCUCAAGGUGAAUUUGUUCUGAUUGCAGUUCACCAUUCAGUUAUUGGACAUAAGUAUAAUUUGUUUUAAUAUCAGAAGUGACUGGGUAUGGGUUUAAAUAUUUCUUGACAGUGGCAUAUUUCUAUGUCAUUAUUUGUACUCUUCUCGUUGUAUAUGUAAGUGAAGUAGGCAAUUAUUUGCACUAUACACAGACUGGUUAUCACAAUGUAUGUUAUUAUAUGGAAUUCCUUACUGUGUUGGUUGUUUUUGCAGAAAAUGUUAUGAAUGGUUGAUCAAAUUAAAUUGCCAGUUAGUUAAUGAACAUGUAUAAAACAUCUCUGAAUUGAAAAGUUUUAGCCUAUCUUAUUUAUCCAUAGUUCUAGAAAUUUUAACUUCUAUAAACAGUUGUUAGAGAUUAAAUCAGUAGCAAGUCUUUCAUUUACAGUACUUACACCAGAACUGAACGAGGAGCAGGUUGCAGCUUGCCUGGCCUGCAAAUGUCUCUCUUUCAGUUCAAACUUUGAAACUUCCCAUCCCCUUCUAGAUUGUUGCAGAAAUGCAAAGAGUUGCAUUCACUCGUAUGUAGGCACCAGUACAUUCUCUAAGUUAUAA
Cryptotermes secundus is the source of this 3698-nucleotide messenger RNA. RefSeq names its product gastrulation defective protein 1 homolog. Bases 83 to 2116 code for a protein of 677 amino acids. The record is from RefSeq and is a predicted model, not a curated record. NCBI's taxonomy places the organism in Eukaryota, Metazoa, Arthropoda, Insecta, Blattodea, Kalotermitidae. Gene Ontology annotation, cellular component: nucleus; site of double-strand break. Gene Ontology annotation, biological process: regulation of DNA double-strand break processing. The transcript has a single exon. Gene Ontology annotation, molecular function: protein binding.